This is a messenger RNA of Paramormyrops kingsleyae, 2267 nucleotides long. RefSeq lists its product as uncharacterized. The record is from RefSeq and is a predicted model, not a curated record. Gene Ontology annotation, cellular component: plasma membrane. Gene Ontology annotation, molecular function: protein binding. Lineage: Eukaryota; Metazoa; Chordata; Actinopteri; Osteoglossiformes; Mormyridae.
GAAAACAGACAGCCACACAAGUACCCUUUGCCAGGUCCAGGACUGGGUACAAAAACACCCUCUGCUGGAUCCACAACUUGGUAUAGAGACACCCUCUGCUGGAUCCACAGCCGAGUACAGAGACACCCUCUGCUAGAUCCACAGCUGGGUACAGAAACACCCUCUUCCAGAUCCAUUGCUGGGGACACAGUGGGGAGCAAAGCCCCCUUCAGAGGACACACAUUACACCAUCACCCUUCAGUCAGAGGUGAUUCAGGUCUAGACAUGAACCCUUGUCUUUGGGUUCUCCCUCUACUCAUAAUGGUACAGUCCAAACGGCACCAUUUAAGCUGUGGGUGUGAAGAAGUCUGUGACUGCUGGAGCAAACUACAGUGGGUGAACUGUUCAGGCGCACUGCUUUCUCAGCUUCCUACUGGCAUCCUCCCUGUUACUGAACACUUGGACCUGUCUGUGAACCACCUGACCUCCAUCGACCAGGGGAGCUUCAGGAGCCUCCGAAAACUGAGGGUGCUGAUCCUGAGUGACAACAACAUUAGCUCCCUAGCUGAUGGCACCUUUACCCCCCUGGACAGCCUCCAGAAGCUGGAUCUGAGCCGUAACAGCAUCUCCUGGCUGAGCCCCGGCCUCUGGAUGGGCCUGGGGUCACUGAAGGAGCUUCUUCUGGCUGAGAACCAGCUACAGGACCUGAAUGACAGGAGCUUCCGUCACCUAGAUGGCCUGGAGAGGCUUAACCUGAACGCCAACUCCAUCCGCUCCAUCCAGACAAGGACCUUCAGUGGCAUGACGGCCCUGAGACAGCUGUACCUCCACCACAACCGGCUCACCUCCCUCAGCAGUGGACUUUUCUCCACGCUUCGCUCCCUGGAGGUACUCAACCUGUGUAACAACCACAUCAACAGCACCGAGGUAGGAGUUUUCACCCCCCUGCCCAGCCUGGCCGAACUCAACCUGGCUAACAAUAGCCUGAGCUCCAUCCACUUCAAGACCUUCCUGAGCAUCCAUAGCUACAGCACCCACAUCCAGUUGGUGAACAACCCAUGGUAUUGCGACUGCGACCUGCAGAGAGUGUUCCGGAAGCUGCACAGUGUGCACAGGCUCUUCCUAGAUGACUACCACAACCUGACAUGCACCAAACCAAAUGGGACUCAUUCACCAGUGGAAGUGACGGACCCAGAGCUUUGUGCUGCAGAGACUGUGACUGUUCUCAUCAUCACAGUCACUGUAGUGAUUGCUGUAGUAGCUGCCAUUGUUAAGGCUGAAAGGAACAGAAGAAAAAGCACGGGCAAGCACUGGAGUGAGGACAGUGAACUGUCAUAUUACUCUCAGAGCUAGUUAUCACUUCCUGCCAACAUGAUCAUACAAUGUUGGUCUUAAAAUGAGAAACACCCAGUCUCCGCCUUAAUAUUGCUAUUUUUUGUGUUAAUAUAUAAAUAAUAUAUAAAUAUUAAAAAUAUUGUAAAUGACAUCCAAUAUGAUUACCAGGACAAAUCAAUGUCUAGCUUAGGCAGCAGCAGUCUUGCUGGGUCUGGAACAGAAUUUAUUUCCCUAAUUGACCGGGAACCAUCCUAACGAAGUCAAUUUUGUCAAAAUGAAUUGCAGCAAUUAUGGUCUACAGCCUGUAGUUAAUCAAGGAGCAAAAAGAAGCACAUUUCGGAGAGAAUGAGGGGGUGCUGGGUUGGGAGUAAGUUUUUCUUUUUCUGAGGCUAUAAUAAAUAAUAAUAAAGCCUAAAAUAUCAAAGUGACAGCCGUGUGUGACAAAUUUCAAUUGAAAUUAAUUUUUUUUCGCGCAUUUUCUGAGAUAUAAGGUUAUUAUACUUAUCUGUAAGGAAGUCUGCAUUAUUUGGAGGUAUUGUUGUUAUUUAUUUACUGUAUUGCAGUGUACUAAAGGAUGGCCUACGAAGAAGGAUUUGACAAUUUUCCGAGUUUAGUUAAGGAUCAUUCCUACCGGACAAGCAUGAUUUCUAGCUUAAGUUAACGCAGCUAACUGAAAAAUCUUGAUUCAUGGAAUACCCCCGUGUACUAUAGUGUGUUGUGUACAAUCAAUGGCGUAUAAAUAAAACAACAUUUAACUUUUUAAUAUGAACUAUUACCGGAUAUUAAAAGACUGAAGCCACGAAACUGAACAGCUACCACGUAGCCGCGCAACCGUAAGUCUCUGUCAUUGUAACACAGUACAUUUGGAGCGAGGUGAUUCAUCGAGAAGGAGGACAGCUACCCAUCGCCGCAGAAUUCGUCAAACAGUUCGAGACAUGGCCUGUCACCUACAA